This is a messenger RNA of Linnemannia hyalina, 1155 nucleotides long. The record is from the annotation of a GenBank genome assembly. NCBI's taxonomy places the organism in Eukaryota, Fungi, Mortierellomycota, Mortierellomycetes, Mortierellales, Mortierellaceae.
AUGGUACCCACGCGCAUGAAGGUCUUCACCUCCACCCUGUGCACCACUAUGCACACCCCUGCCUACGAGUUUCUCUCUGGAGCUGAAACUCACUACUAUGAGAGUCCUGACCGCCGUGAUGUGAUUCUGAAGUACCUCGAGUCACAGGGCGACGCCUUUGAAGUCACCGAGAGGACCGAAGACUUUGGUGCAGGACCCAUUGAACGUGUGCACAAGCAGGAUUUCAUCGAUUAUCUCAAGACUGCCUACGAGGAGUGGAUUGAAGAAGGUGGCCACCCCAACGGAGUCUUGCCAGGCACCAUCCCUCACUACAAGGUUGCCCGUCUCGGCAAACUCAAGGCUUCAAAUUGUUUGGCAAAGUCUGGAGAGUACUGCUUUGACAUGUCCGCUGUUAUUACCAAAGACACGUUCAAGGCAGCAUGGAACGCCGCGCAGGUGACAUUAACGGCGACAAAGGAUUUGGUUCGCGCAGCAGACGAGUUUGAACAGAGCGUUGAAGCUGGUACUGUCACUCGCGAGAGCCCUCCUGGACUUUAUGCCCUCGUGCGUCCACCAGGUCAUCAUGCGCAAUCGGAUAUCUGUGGCGGAUAUUGUUACCUCAACAACCUUGCUAUUGCGGCCCAAUGGUUAAUUGAUCAGCCUGACCUCAAGUCCAAGGCUGACGGCGGUCCCAAGAGGAUCGCUAUUCUUGACAUUGACUUUCACCAUGGCAAUGGCACUCAGGAGAUCUUUUACACGGUUGCCAACCCUCUCUACACAUCCCUCCACUCUGUCGACGACUACCCAUACUUUACCGGUUCAGAUCUCGAAAAGGGUGAAGGCGAAGGACUCGGCUUCAACAUCAACGUCCCCCUGGCCCAAGCAACCACCAACGACGACUAUGUCGAGACCCUCGACAAGUUGAUCCAAGAUCAUGUUAUCCCCUUCAAGCCAGACUACAUCCUUGUCUCGCUCGGUGUCGAUACCUACAAGGACGAUCCCAUCGCCGGGUUCCUGGUCACCUCGGAGGGAUACCCCAGAAUUGGAAACUCGAUCCGCAAGAUCGGCGUGCCCACGUUGUUUGUUCAGGAGGGUGGUUAUUGUAUCGAGAAGUUGGGCCUUAAUGUCGGCGGAAUCCUUUUGGGUUUCAUGGGCAAAACUGGUGUUCCUCAAUAA